UAUCACAUUAAACAGCUAUAUACUUGGCUCAAUGCCUGGAAUGGAGUUGGUUCAGAAGUACCAUACAUUUGGCACUGUUCGCUCAAGGCAAGGAGUAACAGGUCGUAGCCAUUCUAAGGAUCAUGCUACAGUUGACAUGGGAUGUGAGCUGGAGUCAGGGGCGGACUGACCAUUUGAAAACUCAGGCACUGCCCGAGGGCACGGGGUCAGUAGGGGGCCCCAUGAGAUGCCCCUGGUACCUUUUUCAUAGGUUUUUUUGAGUUUGGGCAAGAACACAGGGGCCCCAUGAUCCCCUAUUGCCCGGGGACCCCAU
Staurois parvus is the source of this 313-nucleotide messenger RNA. The record is from the annotation of a GenBank genome assembly. Lineage: Eukaryota; Metazoa; Chordata; Amphibia; Anura; Ranidae.